AUGUACAAAGGGGCAACAAAAUUUAAUAACAUAGCCCUAGCAUUUGAUGCUCGAUUUCCUCGUCAGCUGGGCGAAUCACUACAUACGGCUAUGGAGGCCGAAACAGUUUUGAAUAAACGGCAGGAAAAAGCAAAUACGAUGGGGCGUUGCCUCAUGGAUAUGAAUGAAUCGUUGCAGGUCCGCAAUGGAACAUCUCCGCAGGGGAACUGGAGAGAAGCUCUAGAAUGGAGGAGUUAUGACGACGGCGACUCCCGUAAGUGUUUAAAUCCUCCGGAUCAAAUAGAGGCAUUUCUUGAGAAUGCCGGUGGUGGGAGACCUUGGGCGGCAGAUGACACCGAUCUGACGCAGGCGGAUUUGGCAGCACACGAAAUUCAUAUGGGGAAUGCUGAACUAGUAAGACAGGCGCAGAGACCCAUUCCGCUAGCACUGAGGACGCAAGUAUUAGCUAUGUUGCAAGAAUACUUAGAGAAGUAA
Messenger RNA from Gongylonema pulchrum, 474 nucleotides. The record is from the annotation of a GenBank genome assembly. NCBI's taxonomy places the organism in Eukaryota, Metazoa, Nematoda, Chromadorea, Rhabditida, Gongylonematidae.